This is a messenger RNA of Fusarium poae, 1038 nucleotides long. RefSeq lists its product as uncharacterized. The transcript is spliced from 2 exons. The record is from RefSeq and is a predicted model, not a curated record. Gene Ontology annotation, cellular component: mitochondrion. Gene Ontology annotation, molecular function: hydrolase activity, acting on acid anhydrides, in phosphorus-containing anhydrides. Lineage: Eukaryota; Fungi; Ascomycota; Sordariomycetes; Hypocreales; Nectriaceae. The coding region runs from base 1 to 1038 and encodes 345 amino acids.
AUGUAUUUCCGACAAGAGUCAUCGUCAGCAAACAAGCCUCCACCUUCAAUUCCAAGACCAAGCUCCUCAGUGCUCCUUGUGUCGCCGGCUAAUGAGGUUCUCCUGCUUCACCGCGUCCACACUUCUUCUUCGUUUGCAUCAGCCCACGUAUUUCCAGGUGGAAACUUAGACCCUUAUCAUGACGGUGCUAUCCCUGAGGAAGGCUCUACAGAGAGGCAUCAAGAUGGGCUCGCAUACAGAAUAGGUGCAAUUAGGGAGACUUUUGAAGAAACUGGUAUCUUACUUGCAAGGAAGGACAACGAGCUUAUAAAUUUGGACGUUAAGGACAGAGACGCUGCGAGGAAGAUGAUCCAUGGGAACCAAGUCAAGUUUCUGGAAUGGCUCAAGUCAGUGGGAGCCGAGCCAGAUCUCGAUGGCCUCAUUCCGUUCACACGCUGGGUCACACCAGCAACCAACAACAAGCGCUUCACGACGCAGAUGUAUCUGUAUAUGCUCCCACAAUCAAGCAGCGAUAUGCCAUCUGAGAUGCUCAUCCCAACACCUGACAAUGGGGUUGAGCACACAGCCGCGCUCUUCGCACCAGCGCAAUCCUUCCUCUCCCGCGCCUCCACCAACAGUAUCAUUCUUUUCCCACCACAGUACUUCCUCCUAACACUGGUUGCAAAGAUCAUGAAGAGUCCGUCAGAAGGAACAAGACCGAAUCGAAUUUCAGAACAGCGGGAGCAGCUACUCUCUUUUUUGGAGCAGGUGCCCACAGCAGAGACAGAGAAGGGCAAGCAACACAAAACAUCCAUGAUUCCCUGGGCCGACAAAGUAAUGAGCCCACAUCAUCUGUUCAUAAGGAAAAAGGACAAGAGGAUUGUAUUAGGAAUAGACAAGCCGGGACCAGAGCUCAGAGGCUCAGAAAGAGGAGGGGAUUGGGAGCAUGUGGUUCUCGUCAAUUUCGGCAAAGGCGGACCGACCGACGUCGAAGUUAGGGAAAGAGAACAGGUUCUGGAAGAGGAGAGACAGAGCAAAGCUCAAGAAGAGAAACUAUGA